Molecule: messenger RNA, 613 nt
Organism: Paramecium sonneborni
Lineage: Eukaryota; Ciliophora; Oligohymenophorea; Peniculida; Parameciidae
Source: the annotation of a GenBank genome assembly
AUUAUUAAUGUAAACACCACCUCCACCUCCACCAUAUGGUUAUCCUCCUGGAUAAUAUCCUCCUCCUCCUCCUCCUGCUUAUGGAUAAAAUCCUUAUCCUUAAUAACCAGGAUAUUAACCACCACCUACUGGAUAUCCAUAUCCACCAACUCCUGGCUAUCCUCCUCCAAAUGGAUAUCCAUAACCCGGUUAUCCUCCUACACCUGGUUAUACUCCAACUCCUGGCUAUCCUCCAACUCCAGGCUAUCCUCCUACUUAACCUGGAUAUGUUCCUCCACCUAAUUAUGUUUAACCAUAUCCAGCAUAACAGUAAACCAUUUUAUUAAUACAUUCAGAUAUCCUGGUUAAUAUCCUGUCAAUGCUAUGGUUAUUCCAUAAGGAUAUCCUGGAACAAAUAUUUAAAUCAAAAUACGACCGAAUUGUUAUUUGUAAUAAUUUAUUUCAACAACAGAUGUGGAGGAACUGGUUUCUAUAUGAAAAAAUAUAAAAGAAAGUAAUGCAAGGAUUGUUUGUGGGCUAUGGGAGUAUGUCUAAAAUGUAAUGGAACUGGAUGGAAUAAGAAAGGAAAAGUAUGCAAAUGCAAAAUGUAUAAAAUAUAUUGAUUCAUCCAAAU